AUGGGAAGAAUUCGACGUUCAAGAACACACAAAGGAAACAAAGAUCACUCUAAAAAAUACCGGACAAGAAAAUACACAAAAGAUCUUGAUCAAAUCCAUGAUGACCUCUUAAAACUCGAAGGAAAAAACAGUAGCGAGAAGCUACAUCAAGGACAGGAACAACCACCACACGAUAUAGACCCGGACCUUCCCGGUCUCGGGCAGCAUUACUGUAUAGCUUGCGCGCGAUACUUUAUUGACGCCAAUGCACUCACCGAGCAUUACCGUGGAAAAUGGUUAAUACAUGUUUUGAAUCUUGCUAAACACAUCCAUUCCGCGCUUUCUGCAUAUUCUCCUUGUGACUCUGAUAGGAUUAAAUUGCUUAAAGAAGCACCUUAUACGCAAGUAGAAGCAGAAGCUGCUGUCGGAUUAACUACAGAGAACGUACGAGUUAGACUUAUGGACGAAAUUGUUGUAUAA
Messenger RNA from Ambispora gerdemannii, 459 nucleotides. The record is from the annotation of a GenBank genome assembly. Lineage: Eukaryota; Fungi; Glomeromycota; Glomeromycetes; Archaeosporales; Ambisporaceae.